AUGGCCGCUCCGACGGGCUUGCCGCUGCUCGAGAACUUGGCGGUCGCGUCCGCCCUCGACAAGCAGGUGCUGUUGUUCCUCCGCGACAAGGGAGUGACAAGUUCGGGAGUGCUGUUCCACUUGUUCGAGGACAGGGCCAAGAUCCGCAAGACUUUGGCCCCGUUGUUGGUUGGAGUCAAGGUAGGCACCGACGACCUAAAGUUGGACGACGUUGGCCUUGAGGUCGCGAUCGCAGUCCUGGAGCGCAUGGCGGAUGAGAUCGGACUCGCCAGGGCAGCACAGAUGGCCGCAGUGAUUCCAGCGGCAACCCCUCUUGCAGCCACAGGGUCGACAAGCACGGUCGCCGACGACGCCAAACCCCCCAAGCAGUUGCCCAAAGGCUAUUGGGCUAAGAGAGUGAAAGAGUUCGAGGAGGCGAAGAUCGAGGGCCGCAACCGCACUUUCCCAGUACACCUCUUGGUCGGCGCAGAGGAGACGUUGGCAAGGAUGGUCUACGAGAAGGAGCACUCGCACCUAUUCAGUCCCGUCAAGUUGGGAGAGAUCAUCUCUGUCCGCAACUUCACUCCGAGUCGCCAGGUGAACCCUUGGGCAAAAACCGAGGACAGGUUCUCGGACUCCUUGAGCCUGGACGCCUCAGGUUCGCUGGUUCAGAGGCACAAGAAGAUCCCGGAGCCCCAGAAGGCCCUCACAGUCAUCGACGCCUUCGAGUCAGUUCGCUGGGCGAUGGUCUUCGCGAGGUGGGGCGAAGAGUUCGUCAUCGGCCAGUUGAUCGACUUUUUCAUUAACCUGGUCCGCGACAACCAGAACAAAAUCCCGCAGAUUCGCGAGUACUACCGCAAGACCUCUUGGGAUUUGGCAAUGCACAUGCGAGCGGACGGCUCUUUCCAGGAGGGCGUAGAGAAGAUCAUCUCGAGCACCGAGCGCCACGACGCCCUCGCUCGGUGGAUGCCCCAGGAGGGCAAAGGCAAAGGCAAGGAUACGGACGGCAAAGGGAAGACGAAGGACUUCACCAACAACGGCAAGGGCAAGUUUCGCUACAUAGCUCCGUACGUCUCCCAGAACCAGACGAGGCCCAGGCGGUACCGCCACAGGCCUAGGGACAACGCGGGGCGCCCGAUGCCCGAGAUCGGGCGACACCCGACAGAGGUUCGCUCGGGAAGUAACUUACAGGUAGCGACAGGCUCCGUCGGUUCAAAGACGGUGGAGCACCAGCCCGCACCGCCGGCCCUAACCAUGCCAGCUGUCCAGAGCAGUUCGCCGCCGACAGCACCCGCUCAGUCCGCAGCGAGCGCUAGAGAGCGAGUUGAGAAGCAAGCCUCAGGAGAGCCUCACAGUUGCACGACACAGGUCGCGCUGCUGUCCUUCUUCGACGGCAUAGGUAGUGCACACCAGUCGCUUCUUGACCUUCGCAUAGAGCCGCUGGUUUCCUGGUCGUGGGAGGUCGACCCCGACUGCAACAAGGUCGUCCGACAGAGGCACCCCCGGGUGGUGCUGCAAGGUGACGCUCUGUCCGCAGACCCUCGCAAAGCGGUCCAGGCUCUCAAGGACCAGUGCCCGCCAGAGACGUUCGUGGUGGUCGCUUGCGCACCUCCGUGCCCAGACUUUUCGCAGAUCAAGGGCGACAAGGCCCUUGGUACAAAGGGCGAGGAAGGUCAGAAGUUCGCUCAGUGGGUGACCAACUGGUACAACCCUUUCCGGAAAAUGUGCAGGUUUAAGUUUGCACUCUUGCUGGAGAACGUCACCAUGGCCAAAGACACUCAGGUCGCCCUGGACGACUUGGUCGGAGUGAGGUCUUUUGUGUGCGACGCAGCUUCGUUCGGCCUGGUCAGCCGGCCGCGCUUGUGGUGGUGCUCGAGUUUGUCACCGCCCGAAGCCGAGGCUACUGCUCCGCCCGAGGUGGCAUCGGGAAUGGCCAGGUGGAGAAGAUGGAAUAGACAGUGGGAGUUGGUUCCUGCAAGCUCUCGUUUUCCCCGCCAGGUCGCUGCAGAGUGCAAGUUCGCCAAGUUCAACGAGAAGGUAGAGAGCGGUUCGGUGCGCUUCCCUUGCUUGACUACACCCGCGCCAACCCCAGAAGGACGCCCGCCGCCUCCGAAAAGGAAGCGGGACGAAUCCCCGCAGACUCUUUCGAGGUGGAGAGCCGACAACCAGCAGUACGCCCCGUGGCAGUACAGGGACUACGCCUUAGUCGAGGAGAAAGGGAAGGUCGUGCCACCGUCUGCUGCAGUCCGGGAGUUCCUCCACGACUACCCGCCGGGAUGCACAAAGGCAGUCCCGGAGAGAGCCAGGUGUACGCAACUGGGGAACUCUUGGCACUUGCCGACAAGCCGUUUCAUCCUGUUCGUUGUCUUGCUCACAGCUCAGGUUGUAAAGGUCAAAACUCAGGCCACUUCUGAGGGCGUGUUCGUGGUGGAGACGUUUUGGUCGCCAGACGAGCCUCAGGCCUUCCAACUGCAAGGCCCUCUUCACGACGAGAAGGAGCACGUGAGAUGGUCUACGUCCCUGUCAUGGGAACAGGCUUUCCCGAUCAACCUGAACCCAUGCCUCGAGUUCGCAAUCGAGCAGCAGGAGAGAAUGGGGGGAAAAGUCGUUCAGUGGCGCGAGACAGUGGUCGACGACGUCCAGUCCCUUGUCGAGGAGCUUCGAGAAGACCAGGACGAGUGGCUGUCUCAGGCCCCCGAACACGUUCAGCAAGUUUACAAACAAGGUACGCCGAAGUUCGUGGUUCAGUUGCUCGCGUUCGCUCACCUGCUCCAGCUGUUAGAUUUUCCAGAGUGGGGAAACCUGGUCGCAGACUUGUUUUGGGGUUUUAGGCUCUUAGGACCGCUGCCGCCGGGAAGCUCGUGGCACCUGCGACAGGACAACAAGUACUCGAGCCCAUGGUCGCCUGCGCAGUUUCAGUCUUUCAACAUGGCGCAUGUUGUGAGGUUGCUGGCGUCCAAAAAGGAGGACGAGCAUUCGGCUACCAUGAAGGCCGAGCUCCUCGAGGAAGCACAGAAGUCUAGGUUCGCGGGCCCCUUCUCGGCGCAGUGGCUAGAGUCCCAGGCCAAGUCACACCGUGUGUUCGCAGCAAAGGCUUUCCCAGUGGUCCAAGGUCCCAAAGUUCGACGAGCCGACGACUGGCUCCGAAGUGGCCAUAACGCGACAGUAUGGGCAGGCGACACUCCGCCGUACCAAGGAACCCCGACGAUCAUUUCGGGCAUUCGACGGGUGGCCAGAAGCAGUUCCCCAGAACUUUCAGCCGUCGACCACGAGGGCGCCUACCACAACUUCCCAGUUCGCUCUCCGCUGGAGUGCGCCACAGUUUUGCCAGAAGAGGGCGACGAGAGAAUCUGGUUACACCGAGUCCUUCCGUUCGGAUCCUCGGGGUCGGUGUGGAGCUACAUCAGGUUCGCUGAUGCAGUGUGCUUUCUGUCAAUCUCGCUCCUCAUGUUGGCCGCAGCUCACUUUGUCGACGACUUUUACAAGUUCGAGUCGGCGAAGACAUCAAAGCCUGCGUUCGCCUCCUUUCAGAAGCUGCACAGAAUUAUUGGCGCCAAGAUGAAGGAAGCCAAAGCCAAGCCCCCCGAUCGCAAACAGACGCUUCUAGGGGUGGAGUGGACCAUCUCAGAUGACGAGCUUCUGGCGUCACCGGGCCCGAGCAGGAUCGAGAAGCUGGUCGCCCGGAUCAAGGAAGUCCUGGCCGCCGACGCCCUCUCACCACAGGAGGCCGCAAAGCUGGCGGGAAAGUUGAACUUUACGUGCUCUUGGGUUUUCGGCCAAGCAGGGAAAGCACUUUUGAAGCCUUUGUUCGCUCGCCAGCAGUCGGGCAUUCACAAGCCUACGAGUUUGAGCUCGUCACUUCGGUCUGCAUUGAAAGAACUGCAGAAGUUGCUCCCAGAACUGAAGCCUGUUCGCAUUCCGUUGAGACCCCAAGAUGUGCAAGUGUGUGUCUUGUAUGCGGACGCAUACAUAAACAUAGCAGGUUCGCGAAGGGCAGCGAACCGGUGGCUCAAACAGGGCAUCCCUCAUGAUGUUCUGCAAGAGAGUUCGAACGGAUGGGGAGCCAUCUUUCUUCCGCCAUCAGGUCGCAGAUUGGCUUUCCGGUCAGAAGUGCCUAAUGAGGUUUUGAGAAAAACAGCGACUUCUAAGGCGUUCAUCUUCUGGCUGGAGAUGAUGGCCCAGGUUCUAGCGGUGCUCACGAUCGCAGAGGGCAUCCAAGGACACGUGCUUUGUUUCGUUGACAACUCAGCAGCAGAGCACGCGCUGCAGAAGGGCUUUUCGCGAGACAUAGCUUUCACCAAGGUGCUAGGUUGCUUCGCUCGCCACAUGGCAGCAAAAGGUUUAGUACUGUCGUUCCACAGAGUCACUUCGGCUGCCAACGUGUCUGACGGAGUCUCUCGAGACGACUGGUCUGCGGCAGCAGAGCUCGAGUGCAAGUUCGCGAAGUUUGACUUCUCCAAGGCGUACAAGUGGUUCCGAAAACUCCCCAACUUAGAGGAAUCGGCUCUCUUUCCCAAGUUCGUCAAGUUCGCCGAGCACUUGGGCGCGCAGGGAGUGGGGGAACAGCGCGCGUGA
Molecule: messenger RNA, 4554 nt
Organism: Symbiodinium natans
Lineage: Eukaryota; Dinophyceae; Suessiales; Symbiodiniaceae
Source: the annotation of a GenBank genome assembly